AUGUUUAGUAAAUUAAAAGCGAAAGUGGAUAUUUCAUCUACAAAUUCUGAAAAUUCAUCUAAUACUUCAUUAGAUGAAAAAACUUUAGUAGUAAUUGAAAAAUCUUAUUUACCAUUUGAAAGUCCUUCAUCAGAAUCAAAAUUAUUACCUGAACCAAAAUUAACUGAUGAACAAAAAUCAAAAUAUCAAUUUGUUUUAAAAUAUUUUCAAAAUGAAGAAUUACUUAUAGCUAUUAGUGAAGAUAAUCAUAAACUUAAAGAUAAAUCAUUAUAUAAACCAUUAACAAUUGAUGAAAAGACUUGGUUAACAAGAGAAUGUUUUUUAAGAUAUCUUCGAGCUACAAAAUGGAAUCAAUCUGAUGCAAUAGAUAGAAUUGAAUUAACAUUAGCUUGGAGAAGAGAAUUUGGAAUUGAUAAAUUUUAUGAUAAAGAUAAUAUAGUUAAUGGAGAAUUAGUUAGUGAAGAAAAUGAAACUGGUAAAGAAGUAAUUUUAGGAUAUGAUAAUGAUUCAAGACCAUGUCUUUAUUUAAAACCAGGAAGACAAAAUACAAAGACAAGUCAAAGACAAGUUCAACAUUUAGUAUAUAUGUUAGAAAGAGUUAUAGAUUAUAUGCCAAGUGGACAAGAUUCUUUAGCUUUAUUAAUUGAUUUUAAAGCUCAUCCAAUAGGUACUCAAGGUGGAAAAAUUCCUCCUGUUGGAACGGGUAGACAAGUAUUACAUAUUUUACAAACUCAUUAUCCUGAACGGUUAGGAAAAGCUUUAUUAACUAAUAUACCUUGGUUAGGCUGGACAUUUCUUAAAAUUAUUCAUCCAUUUAUUGAUCCAUUAACUAGAGAAAAAUUGGUUUUUGAUCAACCAUUUAUAAAUUAUGUUCCAAAGGAACAAUUAGAUAAAGAUUUUAAUGGUAAUGUAGAUUUUGAUUAUGUUCAUGAAAAAUAUUGGAAUAAAAUGAUUGAAAUUUCUCAAGUAAAGAAGCAAAAAUAUUUUGAAAGAUUUGAGAAAUUCGGGUCAAAAAUAGGAUUGAGUGAGGUGGAUUUAAGAGGGACUCAUGAGGAAUUGGUGCAUCCUGUUGAAUAA
This is a messenger RNA of Scheffersomyces amazonensis, 1077 nucleotides long. It is a transcript of the gene PDR16, whose product is annotated as phosphatidylinositol transporter. The transcript has a single exon. Bases 1 to 1077 code for a protein of 358 amino acids. The record is from RefSeq and is a predicted model, not a curated record. NCBI's taxonomy places the organism in Eukaryota, Fungi, Ascomycota, Pichiomycetes, Serinales, Debaryomycetaceae. Gene Ontology annotation, molecular function: phosphatidylinositol transfer activity.